CUGACCUGAGUCUCAGACUCGUUUCAUUAACUCAACACUGUUCUUUUCUCGUGAAGCUUUUUUCUCUACACUUGUAACAUCACACUCUCCUCUCUGUCCCUCUCUCUCUCUCACAGUAAAACACACUGGCUGCAAAGGAAAAAAUAAAAUAAAAUAACACCUGGCUCGUGAAAACAGUUGCUCAAACACUGUACGAUUCUUCUUAUCAUCUGCACUUUUCUUGCUGAGUGAAAGCUCCUUUUUUUCCUUGAGCCCUCUUUGUCAAAAUUUUUGUAUUUUGAUUUUUGAGUCUUUUUUUUAAGUGUUUGUUUGUUUGUAUGUGUUUGUGUCUCUAGGUUCAAUGAAGAAUCCGUCCCCUCGUAAGAUUUUUGCUUAUUUCGUGCAUUUGGGUUUUUGAUCGAGCAUUCUUGAAAUUAGGAUUUUUCUAGGUACCUGAGUUUCGAGACAGCUUAUUGAAAAAAAAAGCGGAAAAGGCUAUGUAGAUUUUCUAGGUCAAGGUUGUCUUGAUUUCUUUAAUUUUUUUAUCUGUUCGACUUUUACAAAAUAUCAGCAACAGUGUCUGAGCUGUGUAUAGUGUGUAUACAAUCCUAUUCUGGGCAAAGAUUCACGAAAAGUUUGACAUUUUCCAGUUUCAUCAUUUUCCCCAUUUGGGCUGUUAUAAAUAUAUAGAAAAAAUGCCACCUUUGAGUUUAUUAAGCAUUUUCCUAUUUGGGAUACUUUCAAGUUCUCAGCUUGCCACUGCCCAGCUUCUGAGUGAUCAGUCUACAUUACUCGCAAUUGGUAAAGAGCUAAAUUUACCAAAAUGGGACAAAGAUGUCUCAGAUUAUUGCACUUGGCCUGGCAUUUUUUGCAGCCCAAACUCCCCAUAUGUCGAGAGACUCGAUCUUUCGAACCAUGGGCUUAAAGGUAAUAUCACCCUCAUCUCUGAGCUCAAGUCACUCAAAUGGCUUGACCUCUCACACAACAACUUCCAUGGAAAUAUCCCACCAGCUUUUGGAAAUUUGUCUGAGCUUCAGUUUCUUGAUUUGUCCUUUAAUAACUUUGGGGGUUCAAUACCUCUUGAUUUGGGUAAGCUCACAAACCUCAGGGCAUUAAAUCUUUCGAAUAACAUGCUCACGGGUAAAAUCCCUGAGGAGCUCGAGGGUUUAAGUGAUUUGCAGUAUUUGCAGGUGUUCACUAAUAGAUUGAAUGGUUCGAUUCCCACUUGGGUGGGUAAUUUGACCAAUCUGAGAGUUUUUACCGCUUACGAGAAUGAGCUGAGUGGCGUUAUUCCAGAAAAUUUAGGGUCUUUCUCCGAGCUUGAGUUGUUGAACCUUCAUUCAAAUUAUCUGGAGGGUUCAAUCCCAGAGUCCAUUUUCUCAAUGGGGAAAUUGGAAAAUUUGAUCUUGACUCAGAACAGGUUUAGUGGCUUUAUUCCCGAUUCAAUUGGGAAAUGCAAAGGGCUGUCAAGUGUUAGAAUUGGAGAUAAUAAUCUGAUUGGUGAGAUCCCCAGAGAAAUUGGUGAUGUCAGCGGCCUUACCUAUUUCGAAGCGGAUAACAAUAAUCUUUCCGGGGAGAUUCAAAGUGAAUUUUCGAAAUGUACUAAUCUCACCCUCUUGAAUUUAGCCUCAAAUGGGUUUUCUGGGACUAUACCUCCAGAACUUGGAAUGGUGGCUAGCUUGCAGGAACUGAUUAUUUCUGCAAACAACUUGUUUGGUGAAAUUCCUCAGUCAAUCCUCAGGGCCAAGAAUCUGAACAAGCUCGACUUGAGCAAUAACAGAUUCAACGGCACUAUACCGGAAAAUAUCUGCAAUUCAUCGAGGUUGCAGUUCUUGCUCCUGGGGCAGAAUUCGUUGAGAGGUGAAAUUCCAAACGGGAUUGGAAAUUGCGGGAAAUUGCUCGAACUGCAUUUGGGGGGUAAUUACUUAACUGGAAAUAUUCCUCCCGAGAUUGGCCGUAUCAAGAACCUGCAGAUUGCUUUGAAUUUGAGCUCAAAUCAUUUAUAUGGCCAGCUACCAGCCGAGCUAGGAAGGCUCGACAAGCUGGUUUCGUUAGAUGUUUCGAAUAAUCAGCUCAGCGGGAGUAUACCAUCUGCACUCAAAGGGAUGCUGAGCUUGAUCGAGGUUAAUUUCUCUAACAAUCGACUUAUGGGACCAAUACCUUCUUUUGUACCCUUUCAAAAAAGCCUAAAUUUGAGCUUUAUUGGAAACAGAGGUCUAUGUGGUGAGCCGUUGAAUGAUUUGUGCAGAAAUUUAAGUGAUUCUACUCGUAAUAAUGUUGAUCGCCACAAAGUUCCUUUCAGAGUUGUGUUAGCUGUUAUUGGUUCGGGUUUUAUAGUUUUUACCUCGGUGGCCAUCAUCGUAUUUUUAUUCAUGAUGAGAGAGAAAUUAGAGAAAGGUAUUAAGGAUGAAAAAAACGACGAAUUUCAAAUCGGUGAAAAUAACAAGCCUGUGAUUGUUGCUGGAAAUGUUUUUAUCGAGAACCUAAGGCAAGCGAUCGACUUUGAAGCUGUUGCCCGAGCCGUUGCAAAAGAUUCGAAUAAACUGAGCAUUGGGACUUUCAGCACUCUCUACCGGGCAGAUAUGCCUUCCGGGAUAAUCUUGGCCGUCCGAAAGUUGAAAUCGAUGGACAAAAGCAUAGUUCAUCACAAAAGCAGGAUGAUUAGAGAGGUCGAGAAGAUGAGCAAACUAUGCCACCCGAAUUUGACGAGGUCCGUCGGGUUCGUUUCUUUUGAGGAUGCUCUGCUUUUGCUUUACCCGCAUUUCGAAAACGGGACUUUGGCACGAUUUCUCCGCGAGUCAAAGGAAAGCCCGGAUUAUAAUAAGCCUGAAUGGCCCACGAGGCUCUCGAUUGCGAUUGGUGUGGCCGAGGGAUUGGCUUUUCUCCAUCACUUGGCAAUUAUCCAUUUAGACAUAUCUUCGGGAAACGUUUUUCUUGAUUCUAAUUUGAAUCCGCUCGUUGGAGAAAUCGAAAUAUCGAAGCUUAUUGACCCGUCGAGAGGGACUGCGAGCAUUAGUGCUAUUGCUGGCUCGUUCGGAUAUAUUGCACCGGAGUAUGCGUACACCAUGCAAGUGACUGCACCGGGUAAUGUCUAUAGCUAUGGUGUUGUUUUGCUUGAGAUUCUUACGUCUAAACUCCCGGUUGACGAGACGCUUGGCGAAGGGGUGGAUCUUGUGAGGUGGGUCCACCAUGCACCAGCCAGAGGAGAAACACCCGAGCAGAUUCUUGACGAGAGGUUGAGCACGGUUUCAUUUGCGUGGAGAAAAGAAAUGCUUGCAGCUCUCAAGGUGGCAUUGUUGUGCACGGAUAGCACGCCGGCUAGGCGGCCCCGCAUGAAAAACGUGGUUGAGAUGUUACGGGAGAUCGGGCAGAAUUAGGGCGCGGUUCGUGGGUUGUGAUUGCAUUUUUUUUUUUUUUUNGAAAAAUAGUUUCUUGAGAUGUUUGGGUUGGUUUGUAGCAAAAUUUCUCAUCUUUGUGCAUCUUGAGAGUUGCUG
Striga asiatica is the source of this 3473-nucleotide messenger RNA. The record is from the annotation of a GenBank genome assembly. Lineage: Eukaryota; Viridiplantae; Streptophyta; Magnoliopsida; Lamiales; Orobanchaceae.